Messenger RNA from Mya arenaria, 1415 nucleotides. RefSeq lists its product as uncharacterized. The record is from RefSeq and is a predicted model, not a curated record. Lineage: Eukaryota; Metazoa; Mollusca; Bivalvia; Myida; Myidae. The coding region runs from base 582 to 1271 and encodes 229 amino acids. The transcript is spliced from 4 exons.
UAUCUUUUAUCAACUCGGUCUUCACUGUGUCAAGGGGACGCGUAGUGGACCUUUCAAACUGCUCUGAUGGCCGAAAAUCCGGGGUCGGUACCCACGUGUUUCGGCGAAUCAGGUCUUGCGAGAACGAUAUUUUUAAAAAUGUCGAGUUCCUUUACCCUGAAUCAGUCACGAUAUUCAACAACGACGUUAUAAAAGAGGAAGACCUCAAACACAUUUGCGAAGGACGCAUCAAACCUGGCCAUAUAUUUAACCAGGAUACAGUGGACUCAGAUGGUGAACGGAAGUACCAACCACAUUGCGUUAUUCUUCUUGUCAGUGCUGAAAUACUCCUAGAACUUGGAAAAGGAAGCAACAAAAGGCUUGAAAUAGCGGUGGCAACAGUCAUCACGAGAUGCGAGAGAAUAUGCCCAAAGGUGGCCAAAAACAUAGAAUAUAUUUUCAUUAGCCGUACAAUAUAUGAAGUUGUUCAAAUCGCUUCAACAGUCUUGGACUGUCCGGAACACAAAGUGUUUCCUAUUGUGAACUACAUUAACCAAGUAGUAGUUGAUAAAAAGGUAAACGUUCCAAUUCUUUAUUCAGUAAUGUGUGCGUUAAAUGUCAGUGAUAUCAUGCAGGAAUUGGGCUACUCGAACAGAAAGGAAAUUGUAGAUACAUCAUGUGAUGAACUGUUGGACUACUCGAACAGAAAGGAAAUUGUAGAUGCAUCAUCGGAUGAACUAUUGGACAACUCGAACAGAAAGGAAAUUGUAGAUGCAUCAUGUGAUGAACUAUUAGACUACUCGAACAGAAAGGAAAUUGUAGAUGCAUCAUCGGAUGAACUAUUGGAUCACUCGAACAGAAAGGAAAUUGUAGAUGCAUCAUCGGAUGAACUAUUGGACUACUCGAACAGAAAGGAAAUUGUAGAUACAUCAUUUGAUGAACUAUUGGACUACUUGAACAGAAAGGAUAUUGUAGAUGCAUCAUCGGAUGAACUAUUGGACUACUCGAACAGAAAGGAAAUUGUAGAUACAUCAUUUGAUGAACUAUUGGACUACUUGAACAGAAAGGAAAUUGUAGAUGCAUCAUCGGAUGAACCAUUGGAAUACUCGAACAGAAAGGAAAUUGUAGAUGCAUCAUGUGAUGAACUUUUGGACACCCCGAACAAAAAGAAAAAAGAGGAUUCAUCCCGUGAUGAACUGUUCGACACCAAGAACAGAAUGGAAAUUGAAGAAACACCAUGUGAUGAACUGUUGGACUCACCUUUGAGUUUCAUGUUGCUUAUGCUCUGGUAGUCUUGUAUAUGUAGUUUGAUGCAAUAUAUAAAAAGGUAUCUGCCGUUCCUCUAAAAUGUGAUGUACUGCCAUCAUUUUACAUCCUAGUAGGAUUAAAAUUAUCACUGAGGUAUGAUGCUUUUUUGUAUUAAACAUGAACUUGAA